Neltuma alba is the source of this 1635-nucleotide messenger RNA. RefSeq lists its product as uncharacterized. The transcript has a single exon. The coding region runs from base 57 to 1046 and encodes 329 amino acids. The record is from RefSeq and is a predicted model, not a curated record. Lineage: Eukaryota; Viridiplantae; Streptophyta; Magnoliopsida; Fabales; Fabaceae.
UGUGCGUGUGUACCGUGACAAACACACGGGAAAGUAAAGGCAACUGCAGAUAUUUCAUGGCAGCCAUCCGAGUGGUCUCCACUACUACGAUCCAAGCACGAAGCCAAUUCAAUAAUGGUGAUUUACCUCAAGAAAUCGGGCUCAAUUCCUGGGAUUUCCAGUUUCUGCUAAGUGAAUAUGGCCAGAAAGCCGUUCUUUUUCACAAACCAACCUUAUCAUCAUCUUCUUCUUCUUCUUCUUCUUCAGUUUACACAGAGAAAACGAUCCAACACCUUAAGGACUCUCUUUCUUCCACCCUCGACUUCUUCCCGCCCCUUGUCGGUCGUUUUGUUAUCAUCCCUCACGGCGGCGAUGAUAAUACUUUCUCGAUCUCCGUUACUUGCGACAACGCCGGAGCAAGUUUUGUUCAUGCUAUUGCUGAGAACACUACAAUUGCUGAGAUUAUUGAAUCCAUUUAUGUUCCACCAUUUGUCCACUCCUUCUUCCCGCUGUGCAGAUCCAAGAACAUCGAAGGAAGUUGGAUCCCAUUAUUGGCUGGCCAAGUUACAGAUCUCGUGGAUGGCAUCUUCAUCGCUCGUUCGAUGAACCAUUGUCUUGCUGAUGUAAAACCCUUCUGGGAUUUCAUGAAUACAUGGGCUAACAUCUCUCGUAAUGGUUUAAACUCCAUGGCGUCGUCGACUUCGAAGCUCGCUUCAUUCCAACGAUGGUUUCCUCAUGGUAAGAUAGCAUGCCCUAUACAAAUCCCUUGCAGAGAAAUAAAGGAGACUGAUAUUAAGGCGUUGUCCAUUGAUUCUCCACAUCAGCCUUUUCCAUUAUCUCAGAGGAUCUUCCACUUCAGAAGAGAAAAAAUUGUCGAACUGAAAGCAAAAGCUAAGUUGGACAUAGAUGAUGGUGUCAUUAGAAACAAGAUCUCUUCCUUACAAGCCGUUAAGAGCCACGUUUGGAGAUCUGUGAUAAAAAAACCAGCAUCUUCAUCCAGAAGAAGUGGUGACUUACAGAGUGUUCGUAGCUGUUGGAUCCAGAAUUCCUUAUCCACCAAUACCUGAGAACUAUUUUGGGCCCACAGUGCAAUUUGCUUAUGUGAAGAUGAAAGUAAGAGACUAGGUGGGAGAUAAAGGGCUUGGCAAGUUUGCUCAGGAGAUGAACAAGACAGCAUCAUCAGUCACAGAGGAAAAGAUCAAGGGGGAUUUUGAAGAUUGGACUCGAAAUCCGAAGUUGCCUCCACAAAGUGAGGUCAGUGACACAAUUGGUAAGUUUAUGGGAAGUAGCAGUUCUCCAAGAACCAAUUUUUACAGUAUUGACUUUGGUUGGGGAAAACCAGUAUCAGUAAAUAGCUGCCUACCCAAUCCAAAGACUUGGAAACUUGUGGUCGAUGCUGGAGCUGAAGAAGGUAGCUUUGAUAUUGAGUUGUAUGCUUCCUAUGAGAUACUCGAAGCUUUAUCAAAUGACCCUUAGUUCAUGCAUUAUGUGGUUUCGUCCUCAAAUAAACUAGCACCAUCUCGGCUGUAACAGAAAAGGCAAACUUUCAUGUGAUGUUAAAAAUAUAAUCUUUUUAUGUUUUUCUUCGUAGUGGUGUUUUCAGUUUUGAAGCAAAAUUUUGCUUUCAUGUUCACUUUCACACAUUCAAGUGACAAA